Messenger RNA from Funneliformis geosporum, 1737 nucleotides. Lineage: Eukaryota; Fungi; Glomeromycota; Glomeromycetes; Glomerales; Glomeraceae. The record is from the annotation of a GenBank genome assembly.
GAACACCGCGAAAAAUACAAUGAUGUCCGAAUAUUUUGGAAUGAAAUAGAAUCAUCUAUUGCCGAUUCGGACUUACAUUUGGAUAAGGUAAAAACGGCUCGAACAGUAAUGCAUGGCACCGAGAGGUUGAUCAAAACUGCUUUAAACGAAGUUGAUAGCACACUGAGAACCGAUGGAGGUUUUGUCUCUAAUAAUGUACCGAAUGAACGACCAGCCGAAGAAGCUCUAUCUGAAGGAGUUUUUCCAAUCGGGAAUACAGACGAUAUUAUCAACGCCAGAACUUCUUCAAAAAGAGGUUUGAAUUGUGAAAAGAACGAUGAUGUAGUUACAAAACGGGGUAAAAUCGAGGAAAAAUCACAAGAUCUACCUAUUGAAGCCACCUCCGAAAAGAGCACUGAGGAUGAAUCACGUAAUACUCCAACACCAUGCAUUUAUAUUAGCUCAGAUAGUGAAACUUAUGAAGAGCAUAAAUUGGAUGAGGAUGAUGACGGAUUCUUUGAUGAUAUAAAAACGGUUUCAUUCAAUGAUUAUUUAAACCAAAAUAAAGAAUCCGAAUGGAAAUUAAGAGAUGGUCGUCUAAUCGUUGAUAUUGUUAACAUUAAGACCGCUGAGUUAAUAAAAUUAGCUUCGGAGAAAGAGAAGAAAGAACGAACGCAAUUUACGAAAAGUGUUAUCCGUAAAAACAGAUUAGGGCUUUCAUCAAUUAUCGAUUUGUCUUCAGAGUUUGAAGAUGGAAUGUAUACAUGGUUUGAGCAGGAAUGGACAGAUAUUAAAAGAAAAAUCUAUGGGGUCGUUAAUAUGGAGCCGAACGUUUUCGAAGGAGAGAUAACAAAUGUUAUUGAUACUGUCGAAGAGAUGUGCGAUAGGUACAAAUAUUAUGAAGUUCGCGACUAUUUAUUUAAGAUCAGAACUGGCGAUCAUUCUCAAAUAGUACAGCAAAUAGCCACAGUAUAUUUCUACGUGAUCGAUGAAUUUUUAAAAAAUCCGUUCAUAUUUGUAGACAAAAAAGGCAGAUAUCAGGAACUCAGCGAGAUUGAAUACGCAAUGGCUAUGACUAGACCAAUAAUAAAUAAUGUAUUCAGUGACACCUUUGAUUAUCUAAAACUUCGCUGGGGAGAAACAUUAUCUAAUUUCAUAUCUGAUCGUCGUCGAAAAAUCGAUUUGAGAAUUGUUCAUAAGGCCAAAAAUCUUGAACUAAGUCAUUCCGAAUGCGCCAAAGCUCCUACUCCUGGAAAGGCUGUGCAAGAUCGUUCGAAAUGUUUACGAACAUUGAAAGGUGUUCUUGAUAACUUGUUAAAAGAAGAUUUGUCGGAUGAAGAAGUUCAGGACUCAAAAGUAUUGGGCAUACAGUUUGCUGGGAUAGAUCUACUUGACGACGGACUGUAUUUCGGAUUAGAGGGACCAACUUUUAGUUUUCCAGCGCAACUUAUAAAUAUAAAAUGUCUUCGUGGAGCAUUGGAGGCCUUAUAUUUCUUCAAACAAGAAGUUGUUAAAAAAAUGAAGCUAAUACCUGAUCCAAAAAAGAUGAAUCACCCAUAUAAUCAGAUAUUUCACUCAAAUUCGGGUACUUUAAUAAAAGCAAAACAUUUUAAAACUGAAUUUAUUCGAGAAACACAUUUCACACCAAAAAAAAGACCAGAAACACAGAAACAGUCAUACAAGGAUCUAAUGUUAACCGAAGAAUUAUGCAUUCCAUUAGGCAAAGAUCUUGGGCUUGACUACAAAAAAAAAUAUUAA